AUGGAGCUGACUGAACUGCUCCUCGUGGUCAUGCUUCUCCUAACUGCACGACUGACCCGGUCUAGCCCGGCUCCUCCUGCCUGUGACCCCCGACUGCUAAAUAAACUGCUACGUGACGCUCAUGUCCUUCACGGCCGACUGAGCCAGUGCCCAGACACUCACCCUUUGUCCACACCUGUCCUGCUGCCUGCUGUGGACUUCAGCUUGGGAGAAUGGAGAACCCAGACGGAGCAGACCAAGGCACAGGACGUUCUGGGGGCGACGACCCUCCUGCUGGAGGGAGUCAUGGCAGCACGGGGACAACUGGGACCCACCUGCCUCUCAUUCUUACUGGGGCAGCUUUCUGGACAAGUUCGCCUCCUCCUUGGGGCCCUGCAGGGCCUCCUUGGAACCCAGGACCACAGCUCACAAAGAUCCCCAUGCCAUCUUCCUGAGCUUCCAACAACUGCUCCGAGGAAAGGUGCGUUUCCUGCUGUAUGCAGUAGGGCCCACCCUCUGUGCCAAGCGGGCCCUACCCACCACAGCGCUCCCACACAGUACCUCUCUACUCCUCACACUGAACAAGCUUCCAAACAGGACUUCUGGAUUGUUGGAGACGAACUCCAGCGUCCUGGCCAAAACUACUGGCUCUGGACUUCUGAAGAGGCUGCAGGGCGUCAGAGCCAAGAGGCCUGGUCUGCUGAACCAAACCUCCAGGUUCCUAGGCCAAAUCCCUGGACAACUGAACAGGACACACGGACCUUUGAAUGGAACUCAUGGACUCUUUCCUGGACCCUCACCCAGGGCCCUAGGAGCCCUGAAUAUUCCUCCAGGAACUUCGGACAUGGGUUCCCUGCCACCCAACCUCCAGCCUGGAUAUUCUUCCCUAACCCUUCCUCCCACUGGACAACAUACACUCUUCUCUCCUUCACCCUCCGUGCCCACCCCCACGGCCCAGCUCCAACUCCCGCUUCCUGA
This is a messenger RNA of Eptesicus fuscus (big brown bat), 957 nucleotides long. It is a transcript of the gene THPO, whose product is annotated as thrombopoietin. Gene Ontology annotation, biological process: thrombopoietin-mediated signaling pathway; positive regulation of ERK1 and ERK2 cascade; positive regulation of hematopoietic stem cell proliferation. Gene Ontology annotation, molecular function: hormone activity; cytokine activity. Gene Ontology annotation, cellular component: extracellular region. Bases 1 to 957 code for a protein of 318 amino acids. The transcript is spliced from 5 exons. NCBI's taxonomy places the organism in Eukaryota, Metazoa, Chordata, Mammalia, Chiroptera, Vespertilionidae. The record is from RefSeq and is a predicted model, not a curated record.